Molecule: messenger RNA, 1136 nt
Organism: Vigna umbellata (rice bean)
Lineage: Eukaryota; Viridiplantae; Streptophyta; Magnoliopsida; Fabales; Fabaceae
Source: RefSeq, a predicted model, not a curated record
UAAACUACAACAACAGCUCUCAAACAUGGACCAAACCAAAUACGUGUGUAACGUUACACACUCUCGUCACUCUCUCUCAGACACUGUUUCUAUGUACCUGCUCCUUUAGUAACACACAAAAUGUUUAGCCCUUCACAUCUAAAAACCUUGUACCCUCUUCAAGUUUUCUCCGUGAAACCAUCUUCCCCAUCUUCAACCAUAAGCUCCAUGAAGCUGAAAAGAAUCGUCCACACCCUCAUAAUCUCCCACUUGUGCCGAAUCAUUCGUGCACUCUCCAAAGUCAAAGCUGUCGUGGUUGAGAUUCUUAAGGACAAUUCAGGCAUCCACUUCUCUCACAAAAAGCAUUUCACCAACAGACGCAAGAACAUCAUCUUAGGCUCCUUCAGGCUUCACUACAACUGGUGCUCCUCCAAAUCCUCACACGUGUUACCGGUUCCAGAACCUGUUUUCGAAGGGUUGAGUUCUGGGGAGCCACAAGGUGAAGAUUGCCCCUACCUUCGGUGGCUUGAAGAGAAGAAGGUUGAAGUUGAGGGUGGUGAGAAAAAGGGUGCAAGUACGGGUGCAGGUGCAAAUAAUGAGCAUGACAUGAAUGAGAUUGAUGUGCUGGCAGAAAUGUUCAUUGCCAAUUGCCACGAGAAGUUCAGGUUGGAGAAGCAAGAGUCUGAUAGGAGGUUCCAAGAAAUGCUGGCUAGAAGCAUGUAAAGUUGUAAACCAAAAAGCUCAAGAUGUUUUGGUGUUUCUUUUCCAAGUUAGUUCCCUCGGUUGUGCAGUGCUUUCCCACAUUCGAAUUCGAACCUGUUGACAACGUGGGAAAGAAAGGUUGUCCAUUGGGUCUUAUUAUUUAUGGUCGCUCAUGUUUAUUAAUUUGCCUUUUUCUUUUUAUCCAAACUUUUCAAAAGACCAAGGGAGGGGAGUUUGAAGAAUUGUACACGAUCUGUGAUGGGCUUGGGAAUUGUGCAAUUCUUCUGUCUAUACGGUCACAGUGCCUUUAACCUUUAAUUUUCAGACUUAUUUUCAUGAUAAUUGAGAACUGCUGAAUGGAAUUAUUAUGUAGAUCUCAUCUUCACUAUUCUACCUCAUUGUAUAUAUCCAAGAUGCAUCAUCAUUGAAUGUCUAUCACAGUAUUAUUUUACGUA